This is a messenger RNA of Nylanderia fulva, 1275 nucleotides long. NCBI's taxonomy places the organism in Eukaryota, Metazoa, Arthropoda, Insecta, Hymenoptera, Formicidae. The record is from RefSeq and is a predicted model, not a curated record.
GAGAGAAAGAGAGAGGCAGACAUACGAGGGCAGUUUGAUAAGUCAGUGACUUUUUGAAUUUCCCGCGCAGUAACUUGAAAUGCAAUAGUGCUGCCGUCAACUGCCAUCUAUGAAUAGACUACUGUUCAAGUUUGAGCGAGCUGCGUAAUUUAGUGUGUGUUUGACAGCCGUUGAAAGCAGACAACCUCGUGAAUUGUAACGAAAAUGGAAAAAAGUGAAUUUCGUGUGCUGAUUAAGCAUUAUUUUUUGCGUAAAAAAACCAUCACCAAAACCAAGGAAAAGCUUGAUAAAUACUAUGGGGACUCUGCACCAUCAAUUUCAAUGGUUAAGAAGUGGUUUACAGAGUUCCGUUGUGGUCGUACCAGCACAAGUGACGCCGAACGUUCAGGUCGCCCAAAAGAGGUCGUCACGCCAGAAAUCGUCAAUAAAAUCCAUGGAAUGAUACUGGACGAUCGGAGAAUGAAAGUGUGUGAGCUGGCUGAGGCUGUCUCUACUGAGCGGGUACAUCACAUUUUACAUGAAUAUUUGGACAUGAAAAAGCUAUCCGCGCGAUGGGUGCCGCAACUGCUCACACUCGAUUAUAAGCGCAACCGUGUGACCACUUCAAAAGAGUGUUUGGCAAUGUUCAGACGUAAUCCGAACAAGUUUUUGCGCCGUUUUGUUACCGUGGACGAAACAUGGAUCCAUCACAACACAACAGAGACCAAGGACAAUCAAGACAGUGGGUUUCUCCGGGUGAACGUGCACCAAAAAAGGCCAAGAUGGGUCUGUCGGCCAACAAGGUCAUGGCCACCGUUUUUUGGGAUGCACGCGGUAUCAUUCACAUCGAUUACCUUGAAAAGAGUAAAACGAUCACAGACGAAUAUUAUUCAGAGCUUUUGAACAGAUUCAAUAUUGAUUUGAAGCAGAAACAACCACAUUUGGCGAAAAAAAGUGCUGUUCCAUCCAGACAAUGCACGGGUCCACACAUGUGUAGUCACCAUGGCAAAAAUCCAUAAAUUGGGCUACAAACUGCUAUCCCAUCCAGCAUAUUCUCUAGAUUUAGCACCCUGCGACUAUUUCCUAUUUCCAAACCUUAAAAAAUGGCUGAGCGGUAAAAGAUUUGGGUCGAAUGAAGAGGUCAUCACUGAAACAAACGCCUAUUUUGAGGACCUUGAAAAAACCUAUUAUUUAGAAGGAAUAAAAAAUUGGAAAAACGUUGGACUAAAUGUAUCGAGAUGUAUCUGAACAUAAAUUUUAUAUUAAUUAUAUAAAUUUUAAUUAAUUAUAUAUAUU